Molecule: messenger RNA, 4730 nt
Organism: Corythoichthys intestinalis (scribbled pipefish)
Lineage: Eukaryota; Metazoa; Chordata; Actinopteri; Syngnathiformes; Syngnathidae
Gene: pacs2
Product: phosphofurin acidic cluster sorting protein 2
Exons: 25
Coding region: 282-3056 (924 amino acids)
Biological process (GO): protein localization to plasma membrane
Molecular function (GO): transmembrane transporter binding
Source: RefSeq, a predicted model, not a curated record
CGGCCUUUAUAGGCGGGACGAGGAGCAGCGUGGUGGGCACAACAAGCCCCGCGGUCGCUCGCUCCUUUCAUCCGCGGGCUUGGCUCCCCUCCCGCCGGCACCGCACCUCCACCUAGCCAGCAGACCUGCUCUGCCAGCGGCGAGGCGCUGGGGUGGGAAACCGAGCAGACGCUCGUCCUUGACCGUCGCACUCUAGCGUGACCACCGAGGGACGCUUCUCUUUGACCGGACUCCCAGCCAACACUUGAGCCGGCGUGCUCGAACACUCCCUACCGGGCACCAUGGCGGAGAGAAGUGGCCGGCUGAGCUUCCCCGGCAGCGGGGCUCUCAACAGACCGGUGCCGAUGAAUUUGUUCGCAACGUGGGAAAUCGACGGCUCGUCUCCGAACUGCAUCCCGAGGCUUUGCAGUCUGACUCUAAAAAAGCUGGUUGUUCUCAGAGAACUGGACAAGGAGCUCAUCUCUGUAGUCAUUGCCGUCAAAAUCCAAGGUUCAAAGCGCAUCCUGAGGUCCCACGAGAUCAUGCUGCCACCCAGCGGGUCUGUUGAGACGGACCUGGCCCUCACCUUUUCAUUGCAGUAUCCUCAUUUCCUGAAGCGCGAGGGCAACAAGCUUCAGAUCCUACUGCAGAGACGCAAACGCUACAAGAACCGAACCAUCCUGGGCUACAAGACGCUGGCUGUGGGCUGCAUCGACAUGGCCGAGGUGAUGCAGCACCCGACGGAGGGAGGUCAGGUGCUGCCUCUAUGCAGCCACCAGAAGGACCUGCUCGGAAAGGUGGCCGAGAUCUGGAUCUUCUCCCUCUCCAGCCAGCCCAUCGACCAUGAAGACGGUGGCUUGCAAGCCGGACACAAGAUCAAAUGCUCCGGUAACACCCUGAAUGUACGCAGUGAUUUUGUGUACAUUCCGAACGCUUUUUCUUACUUUUCAGAUAACUACUCAGAAGAGGAGUAUGAGAGCUUCUCCUCAGAGCAGGAAGCCAGCGACGAUGCAGCACAGACUCAGGAUCUGGAAGAUGAUGAGUACGACGUGCGAAAGCCAAAGAAGCAGAGAAGGUCCAUCGUCAGGACGGCGUCUAUCACAAGACAGCAAAAUUUCAAGCAGAGAGUGGUGGCUCUUCUCAAGAGGUUCCGAGUGUCUGAUGAGGUUUUAGACUCGGAGCAGGACCCGGCCGAGGUUCCUCCUGAGGUGGAGGAAGAAGAUCUGGACCUCGAUAGUGUCGAGUUCGACAACCCCAGCGACAGCGGACCUGAGCUGGACGACGAUGACAGCGUCCUCAGCACACCCAAACCUAAACUCAAGCCAUAUUUCGAGGGGAUCUCCUUGUCCAGCUCACAGACGGAAAUUGGAAGCAUCCACAGCAGCCGCAGUCACCGCGAACCCCCCAGCCCGAUGGAACCUGAUAAAAACAAGUGUGUCGGUGAGGACGAUGUGUCUGACAAUGUCUCUUACGAGCAUCCAGAGGCGGUGACCCCUACCACGGAGCUGGAGAUGGACAACAUGGACACGUUCUUGGACAGACUGCCCCCAAGUGGCAAGAUGACCAAGACUGAGUCGCUCAUUAUUUCAUCCAACAGACAGGAACCCAAGAUGGCGGGCAGGCGAGGUCGCAGCACGUCGCUGAAGGAGCGCCAGCCCAGCAGACCUCAGAACGAGCGAGCCAACAGUUUGGACAACGAGCGGGCGCUGGACACUCGCAGCCACUUGCAAAUCCCGAGGAAGACUGUGUACGAUCAGCUCAACCACAUCCUGGUGUCGGACAACCGGCUUCCCGACAGCAUCAUCCUCAUCAACACAUCCGACUGGCAGGGACAGUACCUGUCGGACAUGCUCCAAAACCACCGCCUGCCGGUGGUUUGCACCUGCACCACGGCUGACAUCCAAGCGGCGUUCAACACCAUCGUCUCCCGCAUUCAGAGAUUCUGCAACUGCAACUCGCAGACGCCCGUCCCCAUCAAGAUUGCUGUGGCCGGCGGGCAGCAUUACCUCGGUGCCGUUCUCCGCCUCUUUGUGGAUCACCUCACCCACAAGACCCCUGACUGGCUGGGAUACAUGCGCUUCCUCGUCAUCCCGCUCGGUGCACACCCCGUGUCCAAGUAUCUGGGCAGCAUCGACUAUAGAUACAACGCUCUUUUCCAGGACGUGGCCUGGAAAGACCUUUUUCACAAGCCUGAGGCUCCUUCGGUUGUCCAGGAUGGUCCGGAUGUGGUGUCCAGAGUGACGCAGUACAUGCUGGGUGCCAACGGAGCGCACCAACUUCCCAUCGCUGAAGCCAUGCUCACGUACAAGCAAAAAAGGAAAAAGAGCUUUCAUUUUGAUUUUGCCAUCAGCCUGUCCGUUUCUACCCUGGGGGGGCGAUGGCAGGUGUCCUCAAGCCCCGAUGAGGACUCGUGUCAAAAAUUCAUCCCCUUCGUCGGCAUGGUUCAAGUGGGAAUAGUGGAGCAAACGUCAGCAGCUGCAGGCGACUCGGAUGAUGCAGCGACGGCCGGCUCCACUCUUUUGCUGGCCACGCCCCCUCAAGUGUCACCGGCGCUUAAAGAGUUGUCACCCACGCCGCCAUCCUCGCCGUCCAUCAACACCACAUUCUGCGUCUACAGUUCUGGAGGUCAGGCAGAACUGAUGGGCCUGCAGGUGGACUACUGGGUGGCAGACAGGAAGAAGGACGCGGAGAAGCGUGAUUCCUCCUCAUCCUCCGCCGCCAAGAAUACGCUCAAGUGCAAUUUCCGCUCGCUGCAGGUCAGCCGGCUGCCCGUGGGAGGCGCCGAACCCGGCACCCUGCCCGCCAUGUCCAUGACGGUGGUGACUAAGGAGAAGAACAAAAAGGUGAUGUUUCUGCCAAAAAAGAGCAAAGACAAGGAGGUGGAGUCCAAAAGUCAGGUUAUCGAAGGCAUCAGUCGCCUCAUCUGCACCGCCAAGCACCAGCACAACAUGUUGACAGUGUCGAUCGAUGGCGUGGAGUGGAAUGACGUCAAGUUUUUCCAGCUAGCGGCGCAGUGGUCAUCGCAUGUCAAACAUUUCCCUAUCGCCAUCUUCGGCCAUGUCAAAGGAUCCUACUAAAGACCUUCCUCUUGCUCUCACCGACCCGUUUAAACCCAUUUUGUUACAUUAUCUGUGUUGUAUUAUUUCUUUGUCAGUGUAACUUGACCUCUGCUUUGUUAUUGUUCUUUUUAGAUGCAUAGCACUUCAACUAAAUGCUAAUCUCACGUCCGAAAUGGACGCCAUCGUACCGAAAGCACAUCCCGCACAUGAAUGAAGGACUUCUAUUUUAAAAACAAAUUUUUAAAGUAUUUUUAAGCCGGGGAAUGUUUGAUGGCAGGUGCAAUAGUAAAUAAAAAAAGUAAAGGGGACUUCUUAUAGAAAAUUGAGAGUUGAAUGGCUUGUAUACAAAUAAUCAGUAAUUAAUUAGAAUUUCUUUGUCCUUGUGGUAUUUGAGGAAAACAUGUCAGUCAAGUUCAAAUUGUAAGAAAAUUUCACAAUGUAUCUCUUCUCACACAACAAAUCAUAGCACAAUGCGAGCGACGACUUCAAAAUACUUUUAAGGCAGGAUUUCCUUUUUGCUGUUGCAGAUGACUUCACAUCAUGUAAAAUGUACCGCAGCAGCUAUUCUGUAGUCAGUCCACUCACUGUCUGUCAUGACCAAACAUAUGAUAAAGCUGUUAAUUGUUAUUAUCAGGCAGAAUUUUUAAGUGCCUACAUUUGUUUCAACAAGUUCCCAUUUAAAACAUCCUGAUUGUGCUUCAAGGACAACACGAUGCACUGCAUGAUUGUAUGUGGCCGCUUUUGUCGUUUAAAAACACUAAAUGAACCUGUCUAAAAAAGCAUUUUUGAUUUUUGUCAAGUUGAAGCCACUGUCAUACCCAAACCCUCUGUGUAAUAAAACUACUACACACUAAAAUAUUCUGUGGUGUUAGUUGAUUUCCUUUUCUAUUGAAGCAUCCUGCCGAAAAAAGAAAAUUUAUCACGUUAAUACAUGAUUUAGUUCAGGUCACUAGCUGAAGACGGUACACAAGAAAGCCUGCCCGUCUCAUUCGACCAUAGGACAUGGUUCCAUUAAUUCAUGUGCUUUGUUCACGUCUUCAGCAAACUGUUUGCGGGCUGUCUUGUGUACCGUCUGCAGAAGAGGCUUCCUCCUGGGAUGACAGCCAUGCACACAAAUUUGAUGUAGAGUGUGGCGUAUGGUCUGAACACCAACAGGCUGACCCCCCAUCUCUUCAAUCUCUGCAGCAAUGCUGACAGCACUCCUGUACUGAGUCACAUGACAUUUUGGAGGGAAAAUGACAAGCAGUUCUCAAUUGGGACAUUUAGGGAUGUACGUUUUUUCAUAGGGGUGUACUCACUUUUGUUGCCAGGGGUGUAGAUAUUAAUGGCUGUAUUUUGAGGGGAAAAUAAAUUAACUAUUACAUAAACUGCAUACAGACUACUUUUCAUUGUGCCAAAGCAAGGGCGUAGGUUUGGUCUUAAUAUUAGUAGGGACGAUAUAACAGCAUAACCUGCAUGUACACUUUUUGCUGGGGACGGGACAUUAAUAAGACCAAACAUAUUUGGUGAAUGGGGGUCAAGGCUACAUUUCUCACCAAAAUGAACCUAAUUAAUUGAUAGGCUAAAUGAUUAAUGCAAAAUAAAUCUGUAUUGACCUAUACUAACUUUCACACUGCAUUGAACUGUAUCUAUUCAUCUUUGUUGCUUCAUUUCUAAUUGUGUAUCAUAUUGCCUCUGUAAAGCCCUUUGAGA